Messenger RNA from Malus domestica (apple), 3442 nucleotides. RefSeq names its product putative disease resistance protein RGA3. Gene Ontology annotation, biological process: defense response to other organism. The record is from RefSeq and is a predicted model, not a curated record. Lineage: Eukaryota; Viridiplantae; Streptophyta; Magnoliopsida; Rosales; Rosaceae. Gene Ontology annotation, molecular function: ADP binding; protein binding.
AAAGACUUGCACGAGGAGCCAUUUUUCACCAUGCAAAAUCAUAUUCUUAAUCACAACCUUCCAUUUUAAUUCACUGCACUUGAGUUUUUGCUUGUCCUGAAUACAAGAAAUGGCCGAAGGAGUUCUCUUCAACAUUACAGAACGGAUCAUUGUAAGGCUUGGCAGCCGUGCUUUCCAAACGAUUGGAUCGAUUUGGGGUGUCCAAGAUGAGCUCAACAAGCUCAAGGAGACGGUUGCCGGAUUCCAAGCUAUUCUUCUUGACGCUGAGCAAAAGCAAGCCAACAACAAUGAAGUAAAACUGUGGCUCGAAAGCGUAGAAGAUGCAGUUUAUGAAGCCGAUGACGUGCUGGAUGAGUUUAAUACUGAAGUUCAACGAAGACAAGUGAUGCGUGACAAUGCUAAGCUGUCAAAGGAGGUGUGCAUUUUCUUUUCUAGCUCAAAUCAACUUGUUUUUGGGCUGAAAAUGAGUCAUAAGAUAAAAGAUAUUAACGAGAGGCUUCGUGAGGUUGCAUCUCGUAGAACUUUUCACUUAGAAGUAGAUCGUGAAGAUACACCAUUUAAAAGGAGAGAGAGGGUCACUCACUCAUUUGUACCUAAAGAAAAUAUUAUUAUAGGGAGAGAGAAAGAUAAAAAGGCAAUUGUCCAACUCUUGUUGGAUCCCAUCUCAACUGAGAAUGUGUGUUCCAUUUCCAUAGUUGGAUUUGGAGGAUUGGGAAAAACUGCACUUGCCCAACUCAUAUUCAACGAUGAGGUGGUUCAAAAUCAUUUUGAGUUGAAAAUAUGGACAUGUGUUUCUAAUGCAUUUGAGUUGGAUAUAGUUGUUAAGAAAAUCCUUCAAUCCGAACAUAAUGGGAUAGAGCAGUUGCAAAAUGAACUUAGGAGAAAAGUAGAUGGGAAGAAGUACCUACUUGUGCUGGAUGAUAUGUGGAAUGAGGAUCGAGAGAAAUGGCUUAGCUUGAAGUACUUGUUAAUGGGUGGCGGAAAAGGUAGUAAAAUCCUAAUAACCACUCGUAGUGAAAUCGUUGGGACGACAUCAGACACAGCUAAACCAUACACCUUAAGGGGCUUGGAUGAAAAGCAAAGUUGGUCUUUAUUUAAGGAAAUGGCUUUUAUAGAUGGAAAAGAGCCAGAGAAUUCAACAAUUAAGGAAGUUGGGAUGGAGGUUGCAAGAAAAUGUCAGGGAGUUCCACUCGCUAUAAGGACGAUAGGUGGGAUGUUGCGCACCAAACAUCACGAAAGAGAAUGGUUGUAUUUCAAAGAAAAGAAACUUUCAAAAAUAAGCCAAAAAGAAAAUGAAAUUUUACCAACACUUAAAUUGAGUUAUGAUGUGCUCCCAUCACAUUUGAAGCAUUGUUUUGCUUAUUGUAGCUUGUUUCCACCUGAUUAUAAGAUCUAUGUACAUAAAUUGAUUCAAUUUUGGGUGGCGCAAGGGUUCGUUAAGUCAUCCGACGAAAACGAGUGUUUGGAGGAUGUUGCGUAUGAAUAUUACAAUGAAUUCUUGUGCAGAUCAUUUUUUCAAGAAGAAAAAGAAGAUGAGUUUGGUAAAAGUUGUAAAAUGCACGAUCUCAUGAAUGAACUUGCAAUCUUAGUGUCGGGGGUUGAAAGUGUCGUAGUUGAACCGAACCAAAAGAAUUUUCAUGAAAAGCUUCGUCAUGUAUCUUUCAAUUUUGAUAUUAAUUUGUCAAAAUGGGAAGUGCCAACUUCCUUGCUAAAAGCAUGCAAGAUACGAACUUUUCUUUUGCUUUGCCAAAGGAGUUUGAGUGAUAUUGAUGGGUCAUCAUGUGAUUCAUUUUGUGCUACAAUUGUUUCAAAUUUUAAGUCAUUGCGGAUGUUGAGUCUAAAUGAAUUAGGAAUUAAAAAGGUGCCUAAUUGUCUUAAAAAAAUGAAACAUUUGAGAUAUCUUGAUCUUAGUGGUAAUCCCAUCAAGAGAAUUCCAGAUUGGAUAGUUGGACUGUCGAAUUUGGAAACACUAGAUCUCACACUCUGUGGUGGGCUUGAGGAAUUGCCUAGAGACAUUAAAAAAAUGAUCAACUUAAGGCAUCUCAUCUUGAAAAUGUGUAAUGGAUUGAGCGGAAUGCCACGUGGAAUUGGUGAAUUGAAAGGUGUUUGUACAUUGAAUAGAUUUGUUUUGAGGGAAAGCAAUUGUUUGUGGAGGGGCGGUAGUGCUGGUCUUGGUGAGCUGGGGACCCUUAAGGAAUUAAGGGGAGACUUGGUCAUAAAGAAUUUGAGGCAUGUGGUGUCAGAGUCAAAUGUUGGUACACCUUGCAAGGACAAACAACAUCUCCAUUCGUUAGGAUUGUACUGGAAAGAGGGAGAAGAUGUAAGCGCAGCUGAUGAGGAGGAUAUUAUAAAGUCAAUGGAAGUAUUGCAACCCCAUUCAAAUCUAAAGCAGUUGACAGUGUGGUACUAUCGUGGUGUGAGGUUUGCGAGUUGGUUUUCUUGUCUCUUAAAUAUUGUUAAUCUCGGAUUGUAUGGCUGUAAGAGAUGCCAACAUCUUCCACCCUUGGAUCAUUUGCCUUUCCUUAAGAAACUUGAUCUUCGUGGGUUGGAGAAGUUGGAGUACAUAUUACUAUCAGAGAAUGAGAGCAGUAAUAGUAUGAGUGAUGAGAUGAUGAGGAUCUCAUUCUUUCCCUCCUUGGAGGAACUCCACAUUUACAGAUGCCCUGUUCUGAAGGGAUGGUGGAGGGCGCACACUCAUAACAGUGCUUCUUCUUCAUCAUCAACGGAAAAUCUGUCCUUGCCUUCUUUUCCCUGUCUUUCCAACUUGUCCAUCAUUGAUUGUCCUAAUCUAACUUCCAUGCCUCUGUAUCCAAAUGUGGUUGAGAUACUACUCAGCUGCUCCAGCUGGAAGGUUGUUUAUUCCUUAUUUGUUAGAGGAGCAUCUGAUAUUACACAUGAUGUUGGUGUUGAUGUUUCUGCCUCUUCUUCUUCCCAUCAUCCCUCCAAAUUAACUUAUCUGUCACUCCGUGGAAUUGAAGAUUUGGCAUCACUGCCAGAAGAAAUAAGCAAUCUCACGUCACUGCAGUUUCUUCAAAUUAUUCAGUGCUCUAAUUUGGCAUCACUGCCAGAAGGGAUUCGUGGACUCCCCUGUUUAAAUACGUUGGUAAUUUGGGAUUGCCCCGUGUUAAGCGAAAGAUGCAAGAUAGAAACAGGUGAGGACUGGCUUAAGAUUGCUCACAUCCCACACAUUGACAUUGAUUAAGAUGCCAUGCCAUGUGGAUCAAAGAUUUCGUCGUCCACACUUUCAACUUUAAUUAUUUUUAUCAAUCUCUUUAUUUUCCUUAUUGAUUGCUUGGAGUGGUUGUAUAUGAUUUUUCUUUUGAUCAUCAGGGUUUAGGUACCAUGUUCUCCAUGUUGUAAUGUUUUUUCUUCGGUAAUAUAAUAUGGGCGUGAGGGCCUAGCCCCCCCCCAGCUUUGACUGGGUUCUAGCCCUCUUUAAAUA